AGUUCCGGACGCGGCGGCCACCGCCGCCAUCUGUCACCUUAGCGCCGGCAUCGGCACCCAGCCACAUCUGUCUCCUCUCGGCAGAGCCUGCUUCCCACCCUGCCGCCUCUCUGCUCUGUUCUCGUCGCAGCCUUCUUCCAUGGAUCCUGUCGGAGUGGCAUCGCCUGAGCCAGGGCCUGCAGCGGCCUGGGGCCCCAGCAAGUGUCCAUGGGCCACACCUCAAAAUACAAUGUCCUGUUCUUUGGCUGACGUCAUGAGCGAACAGCUGGCUAAAGAACUGCAGUUGGAAGAAGAAGCUGCUGCUUUUCCUGAAGUUGCUGCUGCUGAUGGACCAUUUGUCUCUGGAGAAAAUGUUGACACCUCCAGUGAUCUAAUGCUGGCCCAGAUGCUACAGAUGGAAUUUGACAGGGAAUAUGAUGCACAGCUGAGGCGUGAAGAAAAGAAAUUCAAUGGAGACAGCAAAGUUUCUAUUUCUUUUGAAAAUUAUCGAAAAGUGCAUCCUUAUGAAGACAGUGACAGCUCUGAGGACGAGGUUGACUGGCAGGACACGCGUGAUGAUCCCUACAGACCAGCAAAGCCAGUUCCCACUCCCAAAAAGGGCUUUAUUGGAAAAGGAAAAGAUAUCACCACCAAACAUGAUGAAGUUGUGUGUGGGAGAAAGAACACAGCAAGAAUGGAAAAUUUUGCGCCUGGCUUUCAGGUUGGAGAUGGAAUUGGAAUGGAUUUGAAACUGUCCAACCACGUUUUCAACGCCCUGAAACAGCAUGCCUACUCCGAGGAGCGCCGGAGCGCCCGCGUGCAUGAAAAGAAGGAGCAUUCUACCGCGGAAAAAGCAGUUGAUCCUAAGACACGUCUACUUAUGUAUAAAAUGAUCAACUCUGGAAUGUUGGAGGCAAUCACUGGCUGUAUUAGCACAGGAAAGGAAUCUGUUGUCUUCCAUGCCUAUGGAGGGAGCAUGGAGGAAGAGAAGGAAGAUUGUAAAGCUAUACCCACAGAAUGUGCCAUCAAGGUAUUUAAAACAACCCUUAAUGAAUUUAAGAAUCGUGACAAAUAUAUUAAAGAUGAUUUCAGGUUUAAAGAUCGCUUCAGUAAACUAAAUCCACGUAAGAUCAUCCGCAUGUGGGCAGAAAAAGAAAUGCACAAUCUCACCAGAAUGCAGAGAGCUGGAAUUCCUUGUCCGACAGUUGUACUGCUCAAGAAACACAUUUUAGUUAUGUCUUUUAUUGGCCAAGAUCAAGUUCCAGCCCCUAAAUUAAAAGAAGUAAAGCUCAGUAGUGAAGAAUUGAAAGACGCUUACUACCAAACUCUUCAUUUGAUGCAGCAGCUGUAUAACGAGUGCACGCUUGUCCAUGCUGACCUCAGCGAGUACAACAUGCUGUGGCAUGCUGGGAAGGUCUGGUUGAUUGAUGUCAGUCAGUCAGUAGAGCCAACCCAUCCUCAUGGCUUGGAAUUCCUAUUCCGGGACUGCAGGAAUGUCUCCCAGUUUUUCCAGAAAGGAGGAGUGAAAGAAGCUCUAGGUGAACGAGAACUCUUCAAUGCUGUUUCAGGCUUAAACAUCUCGGCAGAUAACGAGGUGGAUUUCUUAGCUGAGAUAGAGGCUUUGGAGAAAAUGAAUGAAGAUCAUGUUCAGAAGAAUGGAAGAAAAGCUGCUUCAUUUUUGAAAGACGAUAGCGGCCCACCAGUACUGUAUAACGAAUAGCACCAGGACCCACUGCUUUCUGCGUUAACUCGGUGGUGAUCGUCAGCUGCCAAGAGCCAGCGGAGUCAUGGGUGAUUGAGAUACCAAACCACUGGUGCUCCUGUGCUUUCUGCCCCUGGUACCCCACGUGCCGGAUGUGUGGAACGUUCAGCUCGACAUCGAGAGAAUAAAUGUCACUACCUCUCAGCUUCUGAACAGGAUGAUAGAAUUCUUUAACAGCUCUAAGUUAUCUAACUGAAGUUGACCUGGCUUACAGGCCGCAUGAUGUAAGAUGUUUUCAUGAGAAUUCGAAAAGUUUAGCCAACACUUCCAGGCACAGAGGACGGGGCAGGUGUUUUUUCCCACGGGGCUUUGGUGACAGCAUGCUUGGCUUGGUCACCUCCCAGUUUUGUGUGGCAUCUUUCCUCACAUGUUUUAUUGGACAAAGUUGGCCCUCCUUCGUUCUUGUUCUUUACAAAUGUGACUUCACAGGAAAAUUUCUUCUCCUUCAUGGAUAUUACUAAUGGAAAUCUGUUCUCAGAAUGACCGAGGGAAACAUAAAAGCAAUGUAGUUUUUAUUGAUACAUCCCACAAAAAUGAACUCAGUUUUAUUUUUUCCAUGUUCAGAUCCAAGAAAAGGCAUGUGAGAAAUUCAUUGUCCACAUUUUAAAAUUUCACUUUUUAAACUUUUCUACAUUUAGAUAAAAGGUUAGGAUGUAGCUCAAGGUCUGGCUGCUUGACAUUUAUACUGAAACGUGUAUCAUUUAGAAGGACAGAACACAAGACUUAACCAUGUCUGACACACUAGGUGAGACAGAUUUCAGUAUACAUCUCAGUAAAACUUGAUUUUCAGAGAAACAUAGCAAACUGAUGAGGAAAUAAUGUUAAAGGGUAUGUACUAAAACAACUUGGAUACCAAAUUAACCAACUGAUUGAGAGGUCUAACCUCACUUAAGUCCUUCACUGCCUGGACAGACACCGGCGUUGUUGGGAUUCAGGUUUGUUCUGUAACUGCAGCAGCAUCAUUCCUUGUGUUACUGUAGUCAGACUGGAACCCCCGAGUGAAGAGCCAUGCUUUCUGUCUGGUAAUAAAAAGUAAAUGUCUAGACAGCAUUUACCCUUGAAAACUUACCUUUUAACAUUCACAUUACUUUAAAAGGCCAAGUAUGUUCUGUCUAUAAAAAUAUUUAUUUUUGUUUCUAUGAUAUAUAGGUUUUAACUGCAUUUCAAAGGAAUGUGAUUUGGGAUUGGGUAUUCAUUAUGUUUCUGAAAUGUGUACUGCUCUGAAACGGAGAUUUAACUGGUUGGUGAUUAUUGGCUUUGAAGAAAUUUCAGAGAAAGAAAUUUUUAAUACUGUUAACCAUUUAAAACUUGCCUGGAUUUGUUUUCUGACAUACUCUGACAAAAACCAGCAAGCCAUUGCUGUGUGGCAUCGUGGGAGUGUGCUGUGAACAUGCUUUUCAAGAAAUUAAAAAUGCAAAGUUCAUUUUA
This is a messenger RNA of Ochotona curzoniae (black-lipped pika), 3169 nucleotides long. RefSeq names its product RIO kinase 3 (gene RIOK3). Bases 140 to 1699 code for a protein of 519 amino acids. Gene Ontology annotation, molecular function: ATP binding; protein serine/threonine kinase activity. Lineage: Eukaryota; Metazoa; Chordata; Mammalia; Lagomorpha; Ochotonidae. Gene Ontology annotation, cellular component: cytosol; preribosome, small subunit precursor. The record is from RefSeq and is a predicted model, not a curated record. The transcript is spliced from 13 exons. Gene Ontology annotation, biological process: protein phosphorylation; maturation of SSU-rRNA.